This is a messenger RNA of Pararge aegeria (speckled wood butterfly), 1245 nucleotides long. Its product is annotated as antichymotrypsin-2-like. Gene Ontology annotation, molecular function: serine-type endopeptidase inhibitor activity. The transcript is spliced from 10 exons. The record is from RefSeq and is a predicted model, not a curated record. Bases 19 to 1215 code for a protein of 398 amino acids. NCBI's taxonomy places the organism in Eukaryota, Metazoa, Arthropoda, Insecta, Lepidoptera, Nymphalidae.
AUAGAGUCGUCGAACAAAAUGAAGAUAUUAUACUUUUUAUUCCUCUUCAUUGUUACCGCAAUGGCAACGGGCGACGAAAAACAGCUCGAAACCCUCUUUUACGAUGGAAACAAUAAAUUUACGGCAAGGAUGUCUAAUGAAAUAGCAAAAACAAACCCUGAAAAGAGUUUUGUCUUAUCUGCUUAUUCGGUGAUGACACCCCUGGCUCAGCUGGCUUUGGGCUCUCAAGGUGACUCACACGAUGAACUAUUGGAAGCCAUUGGAAUGCCCACUGACAAUGCCACGAAAGCAGCAUUCUCCCUGGUUAACUCGAAAGAAAGGAGCCCAAAGGGCGCUACAUUGAAAAUGGCCAGUAAAGUUUACGUUGCUAACAGCUACGAACUGAACAGUGAAUUUGCUGAAGAUACCCGAAAAACCUUUGGGUCCGAAAUUGAAAGCAUGAAUUUUCUAGAUAGUGAAAACGCUGCUAAUGAAAUAAACACUUGGGUGGAAGAGCAGACUAAUAACCGUAUUAAGGAUUUAGUUGAUCCUAGUAACCUUAAUGGAGAUACCAGAGCUCUUUUAGUCAACGCUAUAUAUUUCAAGGGUACAUGGAAGAAACAGUUUGAAAAAAUGUUAACGCUAGAGAGCAAUUUCUACUUAAACAAGGAUGUUACAAACAAAGUUCCCAUGAUGUUCAUAAAAGGAGAUUACAAUUAUGCAGAGAGUCACGAAUUGGACAGUCAGAUAGUCGAAAUACCUUACGAAGGCGAUGAAUCGUCGAUGGUGAUUGUGCUUCCUCGGAACAUGCAGCGUAUGAACGAUGUUCAAAAAACAUUGGAAGACCCCAAUGCACUAGAGAAAGCUCUAAAAAAUAUGUACAUGACGGAGGUUGAACUAAAAAUGCCCAAAUUUAAAAUCGAAACCACCACUGAUCUUAAAGAAACUCUUAUAAAAAUGAAUAUCGAAAAAAUGUUUAAACCAACAACAGCUGGGCUUGAUAAAUUUUUAAAAGGCGUUAGUGAUUUAUUCAUUAGCUCAGCUAAACAGAAAGCUUUUAUUGAAGUCAAUGAAGAAGGCGCUGAAGCCGCUGCAGCAAAUGUAUUUGAACUAGCUUAUACAACUUCAGUUGGAUUUGUACCACAAGUCGUCAAAUUUACUGCUGACCACCCAUUCUUCUUCUUUAUACGCGCAGGGCAAUAUACGUUGUUCAAUGGAGUCUACUAUUCAUCUUAGAACCCAGAACAAAAAAUGAAGAUAAUUUCG